Molecule: messenger RNA, 2141 nt
Organism: Cyprinodon variegatus (sheepshead minnow)
Lineage: Eukaryota; Metazoa; Chordata; Actinopteri; Cyprinodontiformes; Cyprinodontidae
Gene: slc1a8b
Product: excitatory amino acid transporter 5-like
Exons: 11
Coding region: 1-1671 (556 amino acids)
Biological process (GO): L-glutamate transmembrane transport
Cellular component (GO): plasma membrane
Molecular function (GO): L-glutamate transmembrane transporter activity; glutamate:sodium symporter activity; neutral L-amino acid transmembrane transporter activity
Source: RefSeq, a predicted model, not a curated record
AUGGAGAUGUGGAAGAAGCUGUAUAAGCAUGUGGUGUCUGUGAAAGUCAGGGAAUAUGUGAGAGACUACUGCAAAAGGAAUGGACUGCUAACCCUCUCUGUGUUUGCUGUCGUUACUGGCUGCGUUCUUGGGUUUGUACUUCGGACAUUCAACCUCUCCACACAGGCAAAGAUCUACUUCUCCUUCCCUGGUGAACUACUGAUGAGAAUGUUGAAGAUGUUAAUUCUGCCACUCAUCACCUCCAGUCUUAUGUCCGGCCUGUCGGCCAUGGACACGAAGGCAAGUGGCCGUCUGGGUGUCCUGACAAUAACUUACUACCUGUGGACGACUUUUAUCGCCGUGAUUGUCGGCAUCAUUCUGGUGCUGAUCAUUCACCCUGGAACGGGACAAGAGAAAGAUGGCCACCAUGGAGGCACGGGGCAUGUCAUGACCUCUGCUGAUGCUCUGCUGGACCUGAUCAGGAACAUGAUCCCAUCAAAUCUAGUCGAAGCUACUUUUCAGCAGUACCGGACGGAUUUGGUGCCAAUUGUUCAGAGCAUCAGUGAGAAAGAGUCUCAAGCCAACUUUGUGUAUGUGAUGCCUGAUUAUCACAACCCUCGCCUCGGCCAUCCCGUUUUCCUGGAGAUCACUCCUGCACCGGACAUCAAGUAUAAAAUGGUUCCCAGUACGAGCAAAGGCAUGAACGUGUUGGGGAUUGUCAUCUUCUCAGCCACCAUGGGUUUGCUGCUUGGGAAGAUGGGGGAACGUGGAUUACCGCUGGUCAACGUAUGCCAGUGCAUUAAUGAGUGCGUGAUGAAGAUAAUCAAUGCUGCCAUGUGGUACUUCCCCUUCGGCAUUGUGUUCCUGGUCGCAGGGAAAAUCCUGGACAUGCAUGACCCGGCCCACCUGGGAGAGAAACUCGGCAUGUACUUCAUCACUGUCCUCGCUGGUCUGUUUGUGCACGGCCUCAUCCUGCUGCCUCUCUUCUACUUUUUCUUCACUCGCAAAAACCCCUUUGCCUACAUUAGAGGCCUGUUACAGGCCCUAGUGAUUGCUCUAGCAACGUCAUCCAGUUCAGCAACUCUUCCAAUCACAAUGAAGUGUCUCCUGGAAAAUUGCGGGGUUGACCGGCAGAUAGCGCGUUUUGUCCUGCCAGUGGGAGCCACCAUCAACAUGGAUGGAACAGCCUUGUAUGAGGCUGUAGCAGCUAUAUUUAUUGCUCAGGUCAAUGAGCAUGACCUGGACUUUGGACAGCUGGUAACUAUUAGCAUAACAGCAACAGCAGCAAGCAUCGGGGCAGCUGGGAUACCCCAAGCAGGUUUGGUUACCAUGGUGAUAGUCCUGACCUCUGUUGGGUUACCGCCAGCUGACAUCUCUCUGAUAGUGGCUAUUGACUGGGUUCUUGAUCGAUUUCGGACAAUGAUCAACGUUUUGGGUGAUGCCUUAGCAGCUGGAAUUAUGGCUCAUUUGUGUAAAAAGGACUUUGAAAGAGCAGCUACCUCGGCUGCCACUUCUGCCACUCCUUCUCCUGCCAAUAAUGAAAGGAGAGACACAGUAAUAUCCUUUGGGAAUCAGAGUGUGGCCAUGUCCGACGCUCCGCUGAUCACUCACCGCUGCGACUACGUGUUCGAGGUGGAUGGGGACAAUGUGCUGGAGAGGCCUGUUCCAUGCUACAAUCUCUGCCAAGUCUGAGCCCCCUUUUACAGAAGGAACGGAAUGGGAUUCAUGAGAUUUAUUCGUCUCAAGAGGAAAUACUUGAAGCAAAGGGAAUUUAGUUCUUUGGGAGGAAAUAUGUCUUAGGCAAUAGGUCAGGUGUCAGGGCUGAGUGGCUUAACACAUAUUUGCCAGUGCCAUGCUGAAAAAGAAACCUCCUGUACUUUAUACACUGGGUGAGAAAGGUAUCUCAUGUGUAACCUGCAUUUUGGGUAUGAGUUAUUGUCUGAGAAAAAGGAGGUAUGAAUGUAUAUGACAUAACUGAACACUGAUAAGCCUGGUUUGACAGGCAGACACUGGACGGUCCUUAUAAAGCUGAUUCCAAGUUUGAUUUCAAGGUUUUAAGUUGCCUUAAUAUGAAGCUAAGAAAUGGAAAGACUUGAAAGUUAAUAACUAUUUUAGAAAAAAAAAACUUUAGACACUGUUUUAAAAAUGAUCAAUGGACACAA